Molecule: messenger RNA, 498 nt
Organism: Striga asiatica
Lineage: Eukaryota; Viridiplantae; Streptophyta; Magnoliopsida; Lamiales; Orobanchaceae
Source: the annotation of a GenBank genome assembly
AUGUUGUGUGUACCACAGGAAAACCACAACCUCUAUAUCUGUAGCCUCUUUUGUCUAUUCACAUUGAAAGCAUCAGUAAUACAGGCGAGAUUCCCGGUACAGCAUGCUAAACUGGAAAAAAAGAUUAAUAAUAAUAAUAAAAGAAAACUUGUUGUGAAGAAGACGCGGGAAGUACUCCUUUGUGCUCUUGUGGCAGGGGUCCUCGUCAACAACACCACCGGUGUUUCAUUUGAGCGGACGAUGUUCACCGUCAAUAUUCUUCACAAGCAAAGUACAUUCCAGAAUGAUCACGGUAAUUCAUCACAAACAACUGCAGAUAGCGUGCAUGCAACAGAAUACUGUGAAACCGCUAGCACACGGAAGCGACCAGUGACGAACAGCUCGGCGAUAACUGAUUCGUCAUUAAUGUUAAUCGCGUGCCCGAUAUGUUGUUUACUUUUAGUUUUUGUCCUUGGCAUUUUCUGUUGUAUAGCCAUUGUCAAAAUUUUGAGCCUGUAA